AUGCCUUCUGCCAUAGAAGUGCCGCCUCGACAGCCCUCUCCGGAGGUUAAGCUGCUCUCCAAGGUUGACUCUCAGAUCAUGGACGAAGAAGCUCUCACCACCGCCGCCGGCAUCUUGGACAUCAUCUGCCGCUAUCGUCUGAAGCGUGGUAGCACAGAUGAGCUCGAGGGCAGGCUAGGCUUCCUCUCCCAGAUCUACAGGAAAGUCAAGUCCCAGAGCGAGAUUCGCAUGUGCCUUCCUGCCUUCCCCUUCAAGUCACCCAACACAAGAGACAAGGUCCUCAGCCGUCUGCCUGAUAAGGCGGAUGAGUUCGCCCUUGCCAACCUCAACGGUCUCUGCUCAGCCAUCAAGGACUACUACGAGCCCGGCGCAAAGCUCACUAUCAUCUCCGACGGACUUGUAUAUAACGACCUUCUUGGUGUCCAAGACAAGGAAGUCUGGGCGUACGGAGAGACUCUUCGUGGCAUUGCCGCCGAGCAGCGCUUGACCAACAUCCAGUUCUCUCGUCUCCAGGACCUCGUCCACCUCCCUAACCUCCCCAACAAGCUCGAGGAGAUCACAUACGUCGCCAACGCUACCAACUUCCGCCGGGCUCUCCUUAACACCUUCGGCAGAGCCGACUACGACCCCUCCAACGAGAUCUCCAAGAACGAGGACACCUGCCUGACAUAUCGCGGAUACAUCAAGUUCCUCGAGACCGAUUUGCGCCAUGUCUACCCCGUCGGCGAAGACCGCUCCAAGACCAAGUUCAAGACCGGCAUCGAGUACAUCUCCAAGCAGAUGCUGCAGCGCGGUGACGCCUUUGCGCGUGCUGUGCGCGAGAACUUCCGCGACCACAUCCGUCUCUCCAUCCACCCCUCCGUGGGCGAGACCAAGAUCCCCAUCAGCCCCUUGCCGACUACCACCUACUACACCACCCCCUGGCACUGCUCCAUCGCCUUCAGCGUCAGCGGCGCCAUUACCACCGGCCCCCGAUCAGAGUUCGAGAACGACCCAAAGUACGAGCUCGUCUACGAGGACGGCAGACCCAGCUACUUCCGCGAGAAGAGCGACCUCUACAACUGGGACAAGGACGUGACCUUCGAGCCUAUCUACCCCUGCGGCGUUGUCAUCCGCCCGGCCGCCGGCCCCAAGAAGCUCUCCAUCCACGACAUCGACGCCAAGAAGGUCCGCGCCCUGUCCGAGGUCAACUCUCCCGUCAUCAUGCGCGGCUUCUCCAAGACCAAGGACCGUGACCUGUUCGUCAAGAAGUCCGAGGAGUUCGGAACGCCCCUCCCGUGGAAGUUUGGCCUUGUCCUCGAGGUCAAGGACCAGGGUGCCGAUACCCGUGGUCUGAAUAACGUUCUGUCAGCCGAGUGGAUGCCCUUCCACUUCGAUGGUCUGUUCAAGACCCACAAGGUGCCCCAAGAGGACGGAACUGAGAAGCUUCUUCCCAACCCUCCCAAGUUCCAGUUCUUCACCUCGGUCACGCCCUCACCGAAGGACACCGGCUUCACCCUCUUCACCCCGUCCCGCCUCGUCUUCCAGAACCUGCCUCCCCACCUGCCUCUUGAGAAGCUCUCCAAGCUCACCUGGAGCGUCCAGACCAGCUCCUUCGACGCCACCAAGAUGACCGGUCUCCCUCUUGUCACCCCCCACCCCGAGACCGGUGAGGCUUGCAUCCGCUACCACGAGCCCUGGCCUCAGUCCAAGACCACCUUCGAUGCCACCUACGUGAACAUCGAAGGCGUCAGCGAGGAGGAGAGCACCGAGAUCUGCAACAUCCUGGACUCCCUGUUGCACGACCGGAGGAACACGCUCUACUUCUCUUGGGAGGAGGGCGACCUGCUCGUCAGCGACAACGUCUUGGCAAUGCACACCCGCAGUGACUUCAAGGCUGGUUCGCCGAGAGAGUUGUGGCGCAUUCACUUCGACUAA
This is a messenger RNA of Colletotrichum chrysophilum, 1917 nucleotides long. RefSeq lists its product as uncharacterized. Bases 1 to 1917 code for a protein of 638 amino acids. The transcript is spliced from 3 exons. Gene Ontology annotation, molecular function: oxidoreductase activity. The record is from RefSeq and is a predicted model, not a curated record. Lineage: Eukaryota; Fungi; Ascomycota; Sordariomycetes; Glomerellales; Glomerellaceae.